This is a messenger RNA of Poeciliopsis prolifica (blackstripe livebearer), 940 nucleotides long. RefSeq names its product cytochrome c oxidase subunit NDUFA4. The coding region runs from base 215 to 463 and encodes 82 amino acids. The record is from RefSeq and is a predicted model, not a curated record. The transcript has 4 exons. NCBI's taxonomy places the organism in Eukaryota, Metazoa, Chordata, Actinopteri, Cyprinodontiformes, Poeciliidae.
GAGAGGGAGGCAGGACGACUGGGAGACUGGCAGCAGGUCUCACUGCUCUGGGGGACAAACUGUACGUCAGCCAACAAAAAACUAUUUCAAUAAAUCCGCACAGAGACAUUAUCUCAUAUGGAUACAGUCAUCAGUUAGUGACUAACAGCUGGUUCCUCGUUUUAUGUGGUUUGGCUUUUAUUAAGGAGGACACGUUUUCAGAGGAAUAAUAAAGAUGAUUAAGGACAUGAUUCAGCAUGCGAAGAAACAUCCAGGGUUAAUCCCUCAGUUUUUCUUCAUGACUCUGGGCAUCUCAGGGGCCACACUCUACCUCAUCCGUCUGGCAAGAGGGCCCCAUGUCACCUUCUGGGACAAAAAGAACAACCCUGAGCCCUGGAACAAGCUCGAUCCGACCUAUCAGUACAAGUUUGUUGCCAUCAACACAGACUACAAGAGCCUGAAGAAGGACAGACCCGACUUCUAAAGGUCCUCCAGGCAUGUUCAGGGGCACCACGUUCAGGAGGACCUCCGAUUACAGCUGUCACCUCACCUUAUGUAAAACUGUAUGCUCAUGUAACCUUGUGUGUACCUCUGCAAUGUCAACUCUGAGAAAAUAAUACAAAGAAGAAAAACAUUAAAAGAUGGUUCGAAUUUUAGAGUGAUCAGCUUUAUCUUGUAACAUUCAACUGAUCAGAUGAUGGCAUAAAAUGAUCCGUGCUUUAACAAGCUUUCCCUUUACAUCAAGAGUUCUGCACAUUUCAUUUACAAAGAGAAUUAUUUUUUAAAAUCUAAAUAAAUUCAAUGUAUGUUUGCUUAAUUAUGUUGCUUGUCGUAUUUAUAGUGUUUAGUUCACCAUUUAGCAUUAAUAACCAAGAAUUUUCAGUGACUACUCCUGACUAUUAAACAUACGCUCUAUCAGACAGUUUCAUGCUAGUUUGAUUAAAACAUAUUAUUUCCUCUG